UCAAAACCACAUAAUAUAUAUAUUUAGCAAAAGCAUACAUUUUUCAGAAAUUUGUGGAAAUAAAUUAAUUUGAUGCACCUGACUGUCUUGUUUUAUCUGUAAAAUGUAUUAUACAUUAUGAAGAAAUUUAAUUGGUCUUUUGCAUGUGUAGAAAAAAGUAUGAAUGGCUUACCAUGACCCUUCAUCAUGAAGAGUAUUUCUGGAGUAGCACAGAAUACCCAGAAGGAUUUGUUCUUGUUGCCACUUGCUCCAUGCUUAAAGAAAUGUUCUUUCGCUAUGUGUUACCAAUAGCUCGUCGAAUACUACCCUUAAAAAAUGAUUCACAUUUAAAAAGACAACGAAUAAAGUUUGAUACAAAUCGUAAAUACAUCGCAACGCACAUCAAAUCUGUUUAUGAGAAGGUAAAAGUUUUUGUUGUAAGUGAUGUGCAGUUGUGCAAUGAGUUGCUACAGAAACGAAUGGUAGGUGAAAAUAAGGUCAAUUUUAUUGGACUUGACUGUGAAUGGGACUCAUCUAAAAAGAAUGGGGUUGCUCUAAUUCAAAUCUCCUGUGGAAAUGACUGUUUGCUUUAUCAGUUAUCAAAUGCUAAUGGAGCCAUACCAGAUAGCCUCAGGAAGCUGUUAGAAGAUCGCAAAAUUUUAAAGUUUGGAGUGGCUAUACAGGAAGAUGUUAGAAGAUUACUGUACCAUGGCGUAAAUGUCCAUGGUUUUGUUGAUCUUCGCAACUUGGCACAAAGGUGCUUACCUGUUCAGGAAGAUAUAGUGCUUCAUGACAGUGAUGACCCCUACCAGUGGACAAGUCUUCGAUCACUCUCAGCCAAUGCAUUGAACAUUAAAUUAAACAAAAAUUACCACAUCCGAUGCGGCGAUUGGGAAGCGGCAUCUUUAUCGAAUCAGCAAGUGUUGUAUGCUGCAAAAGAUGCCAUUGUUUCUCUGGAAAUAUUCUACGCACUUGUACUCCUACGGAAAGUUACUCGACAAAAUGUUUCCGUGCUGCCGCACUCUUUCAGUACGAAGACGGAAACCAUUAAAACAUGGGCAGGCGGAGACUCAUGGGAAAAGCUAAUAUUAAAUUUGUACUGCUACUGUCACUCAAGCGAUCAAUUAACCGAACUUAACCCAAUUCUCCCUAAGAAUUACCAUGUCACAAAGCCAUCUGAUUGGUUAAUUGAACUCGCCUAUUCCUUAUGUCAAGGCAUAGUAGACACCAAUCACAAAUACCGACCACCUGUUAAUGCCAAAGGAAAACUCGGCAUGUCAUCGCGGGCAAUGUCAACUAAGGCUGGAGUUCAAAAGGUUUCCAAACAUCAGUGCCGUGGUAAACCGCUGUACGAAAAUUGCUUUUUGUUGGGACCUGAUAAAAAGGUGCUGGCUACGGUAAACGAAUCCAAAGCACGCUGGUACCUUCACAAAGGACUAGGGGAAAUCGAGUGCGAAUCUCCCUUCACAGUAAGGUUGCUGUUUGAGCCGUCUGGCCGACCGAUGCCCGACGCUGACUACUACACGACGGUGAAAGAAAACGUAUGUGUCGUGUGUGGAUCUACCGACAGUUUUGUGCGCAAGAUGAUCGUCCCGCACGACUACAGGAAAUACUUUCCGCAAGAUUUUAAAGAUCACAUGUCGCAUGAUGUUCUAUUGAUGUGUUUGGAUUGCCAUAGAAUGGCGCAACAAUCUGACGAACAAAUGCGACAAGAACUGGCCGAAAGAUACGACGCUCCUAUGGGCACAAAGGAGCGCAUGAUGUACGUGGAUAAUCCACAGUUGGCUAAAGUGAGAUCUGCCGCGAAAGCUCUCCUACACAGUGGCUCUAAAAUACCCGUGAUGAGAAGAAAUGAAUUAGAGGAGGUUGUUAGAAGCUACCAUAAUGUGAACGUAUUAUCCGAAGAUUUGCUUAAGAAAACUGUUGAGAUUAACGUUAAAGUUGAAAAUCGCAAUUUUCAAGGGCUUCACGGCGAGAGAGUCGUCCGAAGUGUUAUCUCAGAGGGGGAAUUACCAGAGUUUGUACGCUUGUGGAGGAGACACUUUUUAGAAUACAUGCAACCAAAGUAUUUACCAGCCAUGUGGUCAAUCGAUCAUAAUCUUCAUAAAAUCCAAUCGCAGAAUUCUAUGAUUGAAACAACGAAAAGUGAAGCUAAGUCUGGUGUAGUGUUAUAAUUUUUUUUUUUUUUUUUUUUAAAUAUUGGUUUAUAUAUUUUAUAUUUUUUCUGAAGUUUAUAUUUACAUAAUCAGAUAUCCGAAA
Molecule: messenger RNA, 2238 nt
Organism: Hydractinia symbiolongicarpus
Lineage: Eukaryota; Metazoa; Cnidaria; Hydrozoa; Anthoathecata; Hydractiniidae
Product: exonuclease 3'-5' domain-containing protein 2-like
Exons: 4
Coding region: 144-2153 (669 amino acids)
Biological process (GO): nucleobase-containing compound metabolic process
Cellular component (GO): cytoplasm; nucleus
Molecular function (GO): nucleic acid binding; 3'-5' exonuclease activity
Source: RefSeq, a predicted model, not a curated record